UGGCUCCCUCACUUCACUCAACUCCACACUCACUCUCCACCAAAAUGAAAUCCAAUCUUCUUCUCUUCCAUUUUCUGGUGGCACUUCUCUGUGCUAAGGCCGAACACGGUGGUGCUGGGAGCAGCAUCAUCUUCACUACCCUCGGCCGAUUAGACUACGCCUUUGAUAUUUUCAGCCUCCCGAUUAACGAGGAGCACCACCCACCGACCUUGUUCGACGAAAUUCAGAUCACUGAUGGAGAAUCCGUUAAUUUCAACGGUCACUUUCCUUCUCCUUCCUCGACUGCCUCGCUUCUAUCUCUCUUACCCAACCAAACUCUGGUACAGACCAUUUUUGGGGUCGACCCACCUCCUUUGCAGGUCGUUUAUGUCACGGAGCGAGAUGGGGUGUCGAAUCUUUACUACGAUGUUGUAAUUUCUGAUGAUCCUAAUUCUGAAAACGCCAGAAGAAGAAGGUCGGCCCUCGAAGUUUUCGAUCGUGUUCAAGUUCCUAUCUUGGGUAAAAAGCUGGUUAGUGACAAGAUUUCUAUGAAAGAUAAGCCUAAUUUGAUAGGUAAUCAUGUGAUUUAUGUAUCAACUCAUGAGAACACAGGUGAGCCCAGAACGAGUUGGGCUGCAGUGUACUCAACUGAAUUGAAAUCAGGCGUGACUCGGAGGUUAACCCCCUAUGGUGUUGCUGAUUUUAGCCCCGCCGUGUCACCUUCCGGGAUUAGGACGGCGGUGGCUUCGUACGGAGCAAAGGGAUGGGAUGGUGAAGUUGAGGAGCUUAGUACGGAUAUUUAUAUUUUCUUGACUCGGGAUGGAACUCAACGAGUCAAGAUUGUUGAACACGGUGGAUGGCCAAGUUGGGUAGAUGAAUCGACUUUAUACUUUCACCGAAGAGGUGAAGAUCAGUGGUGGAGUAUUUACAGAGCUAUUUUACCAAGCAACGGUAAGAUUUCUGUUGACUCGGUGGUGAUUGAGCGAGUCACCCCACCUGGUCUCCACGCGUUCACACCAGCUACUUCACCGGGGAACAAGAACUUCAUAGCCGUUGCUACAAGAAGACCCACUUCGAGUUUUCGCCAUAUAGAGCUAUAUGACCUGAAGAAGAACGAGUUCAAAGAGCUAACUCGGUUGGUCUCGCCGCAGUCUCACCAUCUAAACCCGUUCAUCUCGCCCGAUUCGACCCGGGUCGGGUACCACAAGUGCAGGGGAGACGGAAACGGAAGAAAAAACUCCAAACUAUUCCUCGAAAACGUUCACAGCCCCGUCUCCGACAUCUCUCUCUUCAGAAUCGACGGCUCCUUCCCUUCAGUCUCACCGAAAAAUGACGUAAUCGCUUUCGUUGAAUUCCCAGGCGUAUACGCCGUGAACCUAGACGGUUCAAACCGGAGAAAAGUCUAUAACGGAAAUGCUUUCUCGACCGUCUGGGACCCAGUUCGUAACGGAGUCAUAUACACCGGUGCCGGACCAGAAUUUGCCCCGGUAAGUGCAGAGGUCGAUAUAAUAUCCAUAAACAUCGAGAACCCAGAUCAUGUAAUCGUAAAGAAACUGACAACAAACGGUUUAAACAACGCUUUCCCUUCACCGUCGCCUGACGGGAAACGUAUUGUAUUCCGGUCAGGUAAAACUGGUUACAAGAACCUAUACAUAAUGGACGCUGAGGAUGGAGAGAAGGGUGGGCUCCAAAGGUUAACGGAGGGUCCAUGGAGUGACACCAUGUGCAGUUGGUCUCCAGAUGGGGAGUUGAUCGCGUUCGCUUCGGAUCGGCAUAAUCCCGGUGGCGGUAGCUUCGAGCUGUAUUUGAUCCACCCGAAUGGAACCGGGUUGAGAAAGUUGAUUAAAAGCGGGUCGGGUGGUCGGGUUAACCACCCGGAGUUCAGCCCUGAUGGGAAGAGCAUAGUUUUUACAACAGACUACGCGGGUAUAUCAGCUGAGCCAAUCUCGAACACACAUCACUACCAACCCUACGGUGAGAUAUUCACUGUUAAAUUGGACGGUUCUGAUUUAAGGAGAUUGACUCAUAAUUCUUAUGAAGAUGGAACUCCUUUUUGGGUCCAUAAAUCCCUAAGGCCUGUUAAUGUGGAGUGGCCCAUAGAUAGGCCUCGUUGCCAAUUUGAGGAUUUGCAUUGGCUCAAUGACAUGCCUGGGCCUAGUUUUGGUGUUGGGCUUAUGGAUAAGGCUGAGUGUGGUAUGAAAUUCUAGUGUUUUGUGUUUCUUGUUAUAUUAUGGAAAAUGAGGUACUUUUGUAAACAUUGGAAUAUUGGUAUGUAGAUGGUGUUUACUUAAUGUGCUGGAAUUUGCAUUGGCUGCUUGUUCCAUGUAAAAUACAAUAGUAAAAUCUUGAUGUAGUAGUCGUAAUUAAUAAACUUCAUAUUGUAAUAAAAUAAUUUUGGGAUAAGUUACUUUUAUA
Messenger RNA from Cannabis sativa, 2394 nucleotides. RefSeq lists its product as uncharacterized. The coding region runs from base 45 to 2186 and encodes 713 amino acids. The record is from RefSeq and is a predicted model, not a curated record. The transcript has a single exon. NCBI's taxonomy places the organism in Eukaryota, Viridiplantae, Streptophyta, Magnoliopsida, Rosales, Cannabaceae.